Messenger RNA from Helicoverpa zea (corn earworm), 899 nucleotides. RefSeq lists its product as uncharacterized. Gene Ontology annotation, molecular function: DNA-binding transcription factor activity; DNA binding. NCBI's taxonomy places the organism in Eukaryota, Metazoa, Arthropoda, Insecta, Lepidoptera, Noctuidae. Gene Ontology annotation, biological process: regulation of DNA-templated transcription. The transcript has 3 exons. Bases 366 to 899 code for a protein of 177 amino acids. The record is from RefSeq and is a predicted model, not a curated record.
CUGACAUUGCGAUAGUAACGCUGAUAACAAAUUUCUAGUAAAUCCUUUUUUGCUGACUGUUCGUGCCUAGUGUUUUAUAGACGAGAACUGUGUAUCGUGAAUACUUACUCGAGUUUAAGUGUAGUGCUGUGUUUUGUGUUUCUUGGAUAAUGACUAAGAUUUUUGUGUUGACUGUAGCUAGUGGUCUUGCGUCGUGUUAAGGUAUAUCAUGCAGCUACUGUCAACAUCCAGUGCAGCAAUAUUACACAAGAAUCUCCGAUUCAAAUAAACCUGAUGUAUUUCGAAAAAUGACGCAUGCGGCCAAACGUAAGACGAAGACGUCCCGUGAAUGAUCAGGCGUUGGGCAGCGCGGCACACACACAGCGAUGCAAGAGAUAUGCAACACCGCUGCCUUGCCGCUCGACACUAACCCGCUGGUGCGCAAGAUAAAAUGCGAAGAGUUUCCCACGAUCAGAGGGAAGCAACACACGAGAGUUGGCAUGGGGGUGCGCGAUGAAAUGGAAGAGGACUUCGCCGUGAAGACGAGGAACACGCCGCCGAUGGGGCCGGCGCCGGGGCAGGACCACCCGCGCAUGGAGCAUGGUGGCAACGGCUUCUGGCUGGCGGCCGUCACCACGGCCGGCGCGCCGCACCCCAUGCUCGAGACAUGUACUGAGACUGGCUUCAUCAACAGCCAACCUUCCAUGGCUGAAUUCAUGACCGCCUUACCGCAACUGGGAGGAGGAGAACUCAGUCCGCAACAUACUCCCCCGGGAUACGCGCCCGACCUGCCCUCGCCUGGUGGCGGCCUCAACGUGCCCGAGUACCCUUGGAUGAAAGAGAAAAAAACUACGAGAAAGAGCAGUCAACAAGAUCAGAAUCGAGAGUUUACUGAGCAUGCUGGAGACUCUACAGUGUAG